AUGCUCGGUGGGUUGUUUGCCUUCCACUCUCGCAUUGAAAUUCAAGACAGUAACCUAGAAAGCGGUCCGAUAAGGGAGAUAUGCGCAGGUUUCGACUACAAGGGCUUCCGUAGAUCACAGGCCAUGAUAUACGCCAUCGAUGAAAUCAAUAGACGGGGCGAUAUUUUGCCCAAUAUCACCCUUGGGUAUGAUAUACGGGAUACAUGCACGUCAGUUUCGAAGUCUUUGGAAGCAGCGAUCGAUUUUGUCGCCAAUGCCGUGGACGAUGAUUCUGACGCCGCCGAUGAAAAGAGAAUUAUUGGCGUCGUCGGAGCGAGUAACUCGGCGACCUCCAUCUCGGUAGCUAGUGUUCUUGGGAUUUUCAAUAUGCCGAUGAUCAGCUAUAGUUCAACGAGUCGAUUACUUAGCGAUAGAAUACUCUAUAAGUCUUUCUUCCGCACAGUGCCGAGUGAUGCGAUGCAAGCAGUUGCCAUGGCGAGCGUUGUCAGUCAUUUUGAAUGGACGUGGGUCGGCACCAUUGCCGCUGAUGAUUCGUACGGCAGACCAGGAAUUGAACAAUUCAUCCGCGAAGCCGAGAAGCAAGACGUCUGCGUUGCAUUUCGCAAGCUCGUAUCUUCCUAUCCAACUUCUGAAGAAAUAGAGGAAAUUGUUAAAGCCAUCAUGGAAAAUCCUAACGCGAAAGUUAUAGUAACUUUUAUUCAUGUGGCGAAAAUUAAAUUGAUCUUUGAAGAAAUUGCCAAGCAGGGAAUAACAGAUCGUAUUUGGAUCGCCAGUGAAGCAUGGGCGGACAACAACGAGAUAGCGGCGAUGGACCCGUCCAUUAUUGUAGGAACUCAGGGCAUUUUGCUUACUCUUGGCGAGAUCCCUGGUUUUGGUAAAUAUCUUCAAGAACUGAGACCGUUCGGGAGCACCGUGGUGAAUCCAUUUUUAGAAGAACUCUGGGAGACAUCGUUUGACUGUUUACUUCCACAAACUUUACAACUGCUUGACAAUACCACCGACGAGAAACAGGUUUGUUCCAAUGUGAACACGAUCACUGAAACUCCUUCCUACAAACCAACAGGUCUGUGGGGGACGUAUCGAACGUACCUCGCAGUGUAUGCCUUCGCCAAUGCCCUCGAAAAUAUCCGCACCUGCACAGAAGGGGGCGGUUUGCUGGAAGAUGGCGCUUGUCCCGAUAUCAAUGAUCUGCAACCAUGGCAACUGUUGAAAUAUAUAUCAAAAGUGACAUUCAACGGAACUGAUGGACGAUCAAUCCAUUUUAGCGAUGACGGCGACGUCAGUGGCAUGUAUCAUAUCGUCAAUUGGCAGGAAUCUUCUGAUGCCGACAGAGUCGUCGAUUUUAUCAAAAUUGGUUUGUAUGAUGGAGGCGCCCCCAGCGGCAAAGAGUUGACUAUGAACUCAAGCAAUGCUCAGUGGUCGUAUGGGCAAGUCAACAAGCAGGUGCCUGUCUCUGUCUGCAGCUCAGCAUGUUAUCCUGGAUCGAGGAGGGGCGUCAUCCCCGGAGCUCCUAGCUGCUGUUUCGAGUGUCUGCCGUGUAUGGACGGAGAGAUCUCCAAUACUACAGGGUCCACUACCUGCACGUCGUGUCCUGCUGGUUAUUGGUCCAAUAUGAACAAGACGAAAUGCAAAGCCAAAACAUUAGACUACAUGGCAUGGGGCGACGCCGGUGGAAUAGCCGUGGUCACGAUGGCGGUGAUAGGCGAUGUUUUGACGUUGGUCGUAAUCGGACUAUUCAUAAAACAUAUCAACACCCCUAUUGUAAAAGCAUCUAAUCGAGAACUGAGUUUUCUACUACUUGUUUUUAUUAUUAUAUGCUUCUCCAGUGCUUUUUUCUACCUUGGUCUGCCCAACAGAUGGCAGUGUUUUCUACAGAGCCCCCUACGUGGAUGCGGAUUCACAGGUUGUGUCUCUAUCUUACUUGUAAAAACUCACCGUGUGCUGACGAUCUUUGAAGCUAAACUACCCACGUCUCUACAAAGAAAGCGCUAUAUGGGCACGCGGUUGCAACUGCUUGUUGCCACAAUUCUUGUAGCGUUUCAACUGUUGGUUUACAUCAUUACGUCUGUCGUGGUCCCGCCUGUCGUCCAGUAUAAUAACGAGAUAUCAAAAACAGUGACGUAUGUGGAGUGCGUUGACGUCACCAUGUCGGCAAACAUCAUACUGAUUCUCUAUACCUGGGCGAUAGCGGGCGUCUGUCUGGGUUUCGCGUUACGCGCAAGAAAACUCCCGGAGAAUUUCAACGAGUCGAAACACAUUAUGUUUGCGAUGUUUGUUUAUCUUGUCGUUUGGUUGACAUAUUUUCCUGCUUUUUUGUGGACAUUUGGUAAACACAAAGUAAUCGCACAAUGUGUUGUCAUGUUAGCAUCAGCCUACGGGAUGUUAUUUUGCGUUUUUUUCCCCAAGUGUUACAUCAUCUUAUUCAAGCCAAGCUUGAAUACAACCGAAGCCGUCCGAAAAAUGACGAUGCAGCACUCUGCGAAAAAAGUAUCAUCGGCGGUGGAUGCGCGGAAAACGCCCUCAACGCAGUCAAUGUCAAACACGGAUGCUCUAAGAAUACACGCCGGUGGGCAGCAGCAAAACAACAACAAACUUUCGAGAAAAAACAAGUCAUCAUCGUCGGUUAGUUUUAGCGGGAUCGAAGUUUGCAAAAACAGCAAACCAGCGGAAACAAAACGUCAAGAAAUAUAUUCCAAACCUCGGUACGAAAAUGGGGGUAUAGACAAUCCGAUUGACGUCACCGCGGACGAGGGAGAUGAAAUUCAACAUUUCUGUGAAAGUGAUUCGGAUCCAGAAAGCAAAAACUUACCGAUCAUAUUUAGAAUUGGAUCCGUGGCAUUACCAAACGUCGGUGUUCACACUAAUCUCGUGAGCUCAUCGUCAAUUAAGAUACCAGAUUACCAGGAUGGGGACGAAAAAUACAUGGAGGGGCAGCGAGAAAGUGACAAUAUACCGAAAAUAACACACCCAGCGUCCGAGUCCGCUGCUAUCGUCUCUACGACUACGGUUCCUGAUACUGGCAUCAUGGAGAGCCGCGAAUUAUUACAACCUAGUGAGAAAUGUUUAUGUUCUAUGUCGUCAGUAGGGGGUCGACGUUCGGUUGAACUGGGGGAUGAUGAAGUAUUUUUGACGCCCAGCACAAAUUAUGAGUUCUUCAAAAAAUUCCGUUGCGAUUGUUCAAAGUGUGUCCUAAAAGAAAAGACAAACAGGUCUCGAGACACCUCGGCAAAUACCAAAGUUGAACGCCGCAGGGACGAAGCAGCGAACGAACAAUCUUCACUGACUGACCGGUUUUAUGUCACAAUAGAAGCCGCCUUAUAA
Saccoglossus kowalevskii is the source of this 3321-nucleotide messenger RNA. Its product is annotated as extracellular calcium-sensing receptor-like. Gene Ontology annotation, cellular component: plasma membrane. Gene Ontology annotation, molecular function: G protein-coupled receptor activity. NCBI's taxonomy places the organism in Eukaryota, Metazoa, Hemichordata, Enteropneusta, Harrimaniidae. Gene Ontology annotation, biological process: G protein-coupled receptor signaling pathway. The record is from RefSeq and is a predicted model, not a curated record.